GUACGUGUAUCCAAUAGUAGUUUACCUCAUUUUAUAGUUAUUGAAAAUAAUAAUUCCACCUUUGCUCGACCUGCUUAAAACGAGUCAACUUUUGCGUUAUCUUAAAACAAUCCCACCUUUGCCCUCCAUUUUCUCAAAGUAGGUCUUUUUACCCACAACAUGUUAAAUUGAUUAUUUAACUUUUUUUAAUUUUUUUUUCCUUAAUCUUUCUCCUCCCGCCAUUUUCCCAUCAAACCACCACUGCAAAACCAGUUCCCGACAGCCCCGGCCCACCCCCAGCCGCAUUCCCCAGUAGCCCCACCCCCACCAGCCGCCCCAAAAACCCCACCCAACCACCUCAGAAACCCCAGCCAACAACCUGAAAACCCCAACCACCCCGAAAACACCACCUCUACCUAGCCACCCCUACCCUGAAAACCCAUCCCCACCUCAAAAACAACCACUAGCAACCCCCGAAAACCCCCAACUCCCCGGAAAAUUCUGCCCCUACCUCGAAAUCCUCCUCCCUACUCCGAAAACAACCACCCUCGAAGCAUCAACUCAAUUAUAUUGGAUUAGAAGAACUUUACAGCAAGAAACACGUGGUGAAUUGAGUAAAAACAUCAACCUCGUAAUGACGGGCUACCGGAAAAGGGGAAGGCGAGGCGGGGAAGGGGUGGCUGUUUAGCUGUGGGCGGCGCUGAGGCGCGGAGGGGGUAGUCGUACAGGCGGGCAGGAUUGGGGCGGGGAAGGGGGCUGUUGUUUUGUUUUUUUAAAUUAAUUUGUUUUAAAAUUAAUUUUAUUUUUUGUUUUUUUUAAAAAAUAAUUAAAAAAGAAAUUAGGGCCAAUUAGAAGGUGAUACGUGGCAAGUCGCCUUCACAAACCGGUUACCAUUUUAAAAAAUCGGUUAAAGGCUUAUUUUGAGAAAAUAGAGGGCAAAGGUGGGAUUAUUGCAUAAUGCAGAGGUUGGUUCGUUUUGAGCAAAUGGAGAAAAGGUAGGAUUAUUCUUUUUUCAAUUUUUUCUAAAUUAUUUUCUAUUUACCAAGGCCCCUUUUACUUCACUUAUUUUUGCUGAACUAAAAUUAUUUAGAUUGAAAUAUAAUUAUUUUUACUAAAGCGAAAUUAAUUUUAUUGAACUGAAUUUUUUAUUGAAGGGAAAUUAAUUUUACUGAACUCAUUAAGCAGUAUGACAUUAAUUUUCAUCACUAUGACAAUUCGAGGUGUCGCCUGAAACAAACAACAGUAGUUCUAACGUAAUAAAUCGUGAAAAUUUCAAUGCAAUACUCCAUUUUUUUCCCCCCCGGACCGAGCUUUUCACUUUUACGCUGCACCGGUGAGUCACUGGAUUCUCUCCUCCGUUGAAAAACUGGAGGAAAUAAUCGUACAGAGCAGAACACAACUUACAGAACAGAAGCGACGAUCAAAUUACAAUAUUUCGAGGAAUCAAAUUUAAUUUGGGGCAACUUCAAAGUUUUCCAGAAAUUCAAUUGAUUCACUCGCUAGGAUAUAAACAAUGUUUGAGGGACCAAUUCGACAGUUGCUACUUGGUUAUCUUGGAAAAUACAUCAAAGAUUUUCCAAAAAAGCAGCUUAAAAUCACUCUAGAUGAAAUUGUAUUGAAGGAUGUGGAGCUUAUUCUUGAAGCAUUUGACUACCUUCAGUUGCCGGUUGCUCUCAAACAAUGUCAUGUUGGUAGGCUUAGAAUUGGAAUUUCUUGGAAAAAGCUGAGUUGGGAGUCUUGGGACCCUAUUGUAAUAAGCUUAGAACUUGAAGAUGUCCAUUUUUUUGCUGGUCCACGUGAUGAUCAUGAGUGGAGUGUAGAUGCUGUUGAAAGAAGAGAAUUAGCUGCUAAAAAAGCAAAGCUUGCUGCUGCAGAGUUGGCAAAACUGUCAAGACGUGUCUGUGAUAAUCAAGCAGGGCAAUCAUUGAUCUCACAUGUGACUGGAAGGAUCCUUGAUAGCAUUCAAGUAUCUAUGAGGAAUGUUCAUAUAGUAUAUUGUGAUACAGAGUCUCCAUCGAUGCUAUUUGGUUUAAGAUUUUCAAGCUUGGAGAUGAAGCAAGCUCCUGAUGGGCCCUUGAGCUCAAAGGCAAGAGGUGGUCAGGUCAACAAGACUGUGGAGAUCUAUGGUCUGGGGAUUCACUGUCGCACCCUUGAAGGGUUUCCGGGUUCCUUGGUUGCCAAUUUUAUUGGAGAAAAUGAAUUGUGGCAGAAUGCAACAACUGAUGUGGAUAAAUAUGACUAUUUAGUGACACCCUUUGAUUUAUCUCUACAGGUGACAAAGUCUGGAAAGCUUGAGCUUGAUGCUCCUCAAUAUUCUGUUGCCGUUGAGUUGACAAAACUGGUCAUGACCAUAAAUCCUACUCAGCUACAGCACAUCUUGAAGUUUUCAGACUAUAUCUGUACAUGUCAGCUGAGGGAAAACAGGUAUGGACGCUACCGUCCCUGGGACUGUCCAUUAUCGAAGAAACUGAAGGGGUGGCAGAAGGUCUGGUGGCGCUAUGCUAAAGAAUCUGUUCUUUUUGAUGUUCGUAAGAGACGGAAGAAAACAUCAUGGUGGUAUCUCGGGCAAAAACUAGUUCAUCUUCGGAAAUAUGUGAAAUUGUACAAAGUCAAAUUGGAUUUCCUACAGAGGGAGCAGCCAGUUGAUCAAGAUACACAAUUCAAAUUGGAGCAAAUGGAGAAGGAUGUCGACUUGGAGGAUAUCUUACGGUUUCGAUCUAUUGCAGAAUGGGAGUUAGAGGAUUCUCAAAGCUCGGUAUCCUCUGAUGCUAUAGAAGGCAGCAGUCCUGCAGAAGAUGUUCCGGAUGAAGAAGUUUCAACUGUUAAAUCUCGUGGAUGGCUGAACUGGUUAUCUCGUGGUGUGCUGGGUGCUGGAGGAACUGAUGAUUCUAGUCAGUUUUAUGGAGUAGUCUCAGAUGAGGUCUUAAAGGACAUUUGCAAAGCUACAAAGUUUCAGCCUAUGCCUAAUGUGAACUUAGCUUCCAGUGGUGUAGCAUUCCUGUUUGCUGUCAACUUCCACAUUUCUGAGAUGUCAAUAUCGAUGAACAGCACGAAAUUGGGCCAAGAGAUAGCAGAGUUAAGCUGCUGUGCCAAUCAAAUUGAGUUCAAUGUCUGGGAAGAAUCCACUACAAUCCUAGCGAAAGUUGGGUCUGCAGAGGUCACCAGUUCGUCUAAACAGAUGGCAGUAUUGCAAAUGAAAAAGGUAUUCAAUGGAGAGAAUGGUUUGCUAAGUGAAACACCUUCCUCAACCAUCGAAGUUGAUAUUGCAUUGAAGAAUCAGAUGGCAGAAUCAAUGUUCAGGGUUAAGGUCCAGCCAGUUGAAAUAUAUUGCGAUUUGGAGUCUCUUCUUCCUUUUGGGGAGUUCUUCAGUGUUAUGGGAUCCCACAAAUCUUUGCAGCAAAGGGUCCUUUUGUCUCUGAAUGGCAUUAAAGAUGCCAGUUGUCGACUACAAUCUAAAACAGAGUGUGUUCUGUCUGGUAGGCAAAGGGUCGUUUGGGAUGUUAAUUUUGUCAAUAUCUCCAUCAGUUUUCCUUGGAAAAAUGUUAAUUCAGAAUCAUGCAGCUUGACAAUGCAGACUAAUGGUCUACGGGUGUCUUCCAACUUAAAUAUCUAUUCUGCUUCACCGAAAAAGAAAGAUCAAUGUCAAAUAUCCCUCGUAAAGAAUUUGCUUGGUCGGGAAGAUGGUGAUGAAAUUCUUAAUGCCCAGCCGCUUGACAUAUAUGACCAUUAUGAAGUGAGCAUAGGUGAUUUUCAGGUGACCGUUUUACCUCAGGGAUUGCCAGUGGUGGAGAAAUUCUCUGUUUCCGUCUCGCUUGCUCAUUGCAUCAUCCCAGAUGAAAUGAUACUGAAGCAACUAGAGGCUCGCUUUAUAGUAGCAUCUCUUCAUGUGCACUUUUCUGCGGUGAUUCAUAAUGCUUUUCUGAGCCUAGCUGAGCAUCUUCACCUUUUAUCUUCCAACUCUAAACAAGUCCUGGAGACAAGCUCCCAACUGCCAAACACGUCAUCAUGUUAUCCAACAAUGCCAUUUUGUUUUUCAAUAGCUGCGAAUUUAGAACUGUUCAAUUUGGAAGUUGAUCUUGGUGAUUGUCAAAAUAAUAUCUUUAUGCUGCUCAGUCUACAGAAUGUAAAUCUGAAGUUUGCUCAUAGUCAAGUUGAAGAUUUCUGGGUCUCUAUAAAGGCGAUAAAAAUCACCAGCUACAGACAGAUGGAUAAUAGCAAGAUUAUUUGCUCAUCCAGGAUCAGCGGUGACGAAGAUAUUUUGCAUCAACAAGCUGUAAGGAGUGAGAAUGGUGGUGAUUGUGAUUGGAAUGAAUUAAUGAAUGGGUGCUUUCUUUUGCAUUACGUAGCUGACAGAAGUGGGGAGUUAACUAAUCAUCGUUGCACUUUAUACUUAAGUGAUAUUGAUUUUCAUUGCUAUCCCGAUAUAGUGCAGUUGCUGGUUGGUUUCUGUGAGAAAUUGAUGUUUAAUGGAUCUGGGGUUGACAAAAAUUCUUUCUACCAGGAGUUGAAACCAACAAAUGCUCUUACUUCUAAUUUGCAGAGGUUUGGUGUAUCGAAUUUUUGUGAGAAUGGACAAGUUGAAUGGGCAAGUAUUCCUCUGGAUCAAUUCCCCUUUGUCUCAAUACGUAAUUCUGGGCGUCUCCGAGAUCUUGAUAGCACCAUCAUUAUUCCUGAGUGGAUGAAUAUUAAUAUGGGAGAGAAGAAUGUUGGGAAUUUAGACUGUAAGAAGAAUCUAAAAACACCAUUACUAAAGGCCCCUGAGCCAGGUGACAACUGUAUGAAUUUGAGUUUAUUGAAUAUGCAAGUAGACAUGGAAAAUGUUAGAAUACAUUUUCAUGAUUCGUCGUGUGUUAUAGGUAGCAUUACUAUACCAGUUGGUAAAGCUUCAAUUAGUAGUAACUCAGACCAGUUUGAUGUACUGUCUUCUGUUGAGGGGCUUACUCUCUUUUCUGAGUGGUGGACAUGUAACUUUCAGGAAUUUCUGUGGGGGCCUUCACACCCUAACAUUUUUCCUGUGUUAAAUAUACGGAUAAGGAGAGGAAUUGCUUACCAUAUGAAUUCUGAUUUGGAGAUCAGUUUUGGCAUUCAGCAUGUUUGUUGUGUACUGCCGCCUAAAUAUUUAGCAAUAUUGAUUGGCUACUUUACCUUGCCUGAUUGGAGUUCAAAUGAUGGUGAGCAUCAGGCUACAGAGAAAUAUGAGCAUAUUGAUACAGAUUAUCAUGGAUCCAUAGUCUAUAAGUUCGAGAUAAUAGAGUCCGUCAUAAUAUCACCUGUUGAAAGCAACAAGAAGCAAUUUCUGAAGCUUGAUAUACAACAGCUUUACUGCAGUUUUAUUGAAGAUGAUGCCUUGGAAAAAGCAUCUAUAUCUGUUUUUUCGGAGUUUUCUAUUCAGGAGGAUGAAGUAGCUGAUAGAGCUCACUCUUUGAAUAUAUUUGGACGGGAUUUGCAUCUUUCAUUUCUGACUCUUAAGGACUUUGGAUCUGAUAUUUCAGUAUCUGAUAAACAAUCUGAGAAUGAAAGCUGUACUUUAGUUCAUUCACUUGGUGUUGAUCUUUGGCUUAGGCUUUCAGAAAAUUCAGGCUCACAAUCUCCAAUGUAUAUUUUGACUAAAAUUGCAUGCUGCGAAAUCAAUGCCGAAGACAGCAAUUUUCUCUCUGGGUUUGGAGCAUUUACAGAGGUAAUUGAUCAGUAUGCAUUGGUUGACAAAAAAUCCCAAUAUUUCAAAAGCGACAUUCCCGGAUUUCUUGAGUUAAUUAAUUCUCUCAAGGAUAUCAACAGUGGAAAUCCAGAAGGCUCAAGCAUGGCAGUGACAGAAAUAAGGUGCUGCGUCACAUCAAUGGCUGUUAAUCUUAUUAGCCUAAAAAGAGACUCAAACUCUCGAGAUAUGUUUGGGAGACUGGAGUUGGGUUUUAUACUAUCAGCAACUCUAAAGAAUGACAUAAUAUUGUGUUUGGAUAUCCAAUUCUCUACACUGUUGCUGUCCGCAUCGCAUAAGUCCAUAUGUCUAGCACAAUGUUUAUCAGACGGCGCAUGUGCAUCAGUUCGUGAUACAUGUCUGUCUGCCAAUCAGCAAUAUGUGAUCGAGCUUCACAUUACAAUUCCUUCCUUGGAGAUAUGGCUUCAUCUAUCUGAUUGGGUCAUGGUGAUUGAUCAUGUGUAUUCAUGCAUUUUACAAUACCCCCAAGGUUCAGUUGGGGACACUACUGGGCUGGGGGAACUUUCAGUGCAGACGUCCCUGCAAUCGCAGACUUUAUCAUUGCCAGGGUCAAAUAAGUUGGAACACAAUGCUGUUUCUAUAGUUGUGAAGUCCAAAAACAUUAAUGUAUCGUGCCAUAUCCCUCUAUGGGUCAGUGAAAAUGCAAUUGCACAAUCAGAUUACUUAGAAUCUCAUGGCUUGAAUUCAGAAACUCAUAAUGCAAUAAGUAGAGGAAAGGACACCAAAUUCCUAACAGUUACUUUGCAGAGCCGAAGCUUUGAACUGCAAGUGAAUGGCCCUAAUUUGAAUUUAAAAACUAAUUUUGAAAAAUUAACUGGGUCAGUGGGAAUAUGUGAGAGUGGUUCUGUACAGUCUUGGCCAUUCUUCCAGCUAUUUCAGCUAGGCAUAGAUAUACAUAUCUGUGAAUAUGAGGAAGUCCAAAUAGGGGUCAAAGUUCAGGUCCAUUGUGAAGCUUUUGAUGUUUGGUUGUCACAACAAGUAUUCUACUUUUUGCAAUGUAUUGAGUUUGGGACAGCUGAGGCUGAUUCAGAGAUCACUUUCAGGACUUUUGAUCUGAAACUGCAACUGAAGAAAGCCUCACUUUUGCUCACUGAUGGAAGGUUGAGUGGUAAUGGGCCUUUGAUAGAGCUACUCAUGAGGGAUUUGUUUUUCCUUGUGGAGAAUACCACUAAUUUCUCUGCUGAGGGAGACCUGCUUGUCAACUACAAUAACAUCCACAAGGUCAUGUGGGAGCCCUUACUAGAACCUUGGAGCUUUCAGGUUACUAUGACCAAAAAUUAUGAUAAGGAUGCUCCCCUUGGCUGUGGCAAUAUUACGGAUGUACUGCUCGAGUCGACCACUCAACUGAAUAUUAAUAUCACCAAAUCACUCUGUGAGGUUGUCUUGAGGGCCAUGGAGAUGAUCAAGGAAUCUAGGGACCUGGUGCAGAUACAUGAGGUUCAUAAGAGCCAAAGACUGCGCAAUCUUCAGUGCAUUGAGAAUUUGUGCACAAGAAAAUAUGCUUCUUAUACCAUUCAUAACAUGACCUCCUUGUCCUUUGUAUUUCAUGUCCAUCAAGGUUUUGGAUAUUCUGAGAAUGUUGAUGUGUCUACUUCAGCGUACAAGAACACUGUUCAACCUGGUGCAUCUAUUCCUAUUUACAUUAAUGGGACACUGGGGGAACCAGCAUUUAGUGAUAGACCAGCUUCUUCUUCUGAAGGACAUAACAAGAAAUUAUCAAGCAAGGCUGGGCAUUCUUUCAUGACCAUCCAAUUUGAGGGAACUUCUGAAAGUUCAGAACCAAUCUCAAUGGAUCUUGUUGGUCUUACAUACUUUGAUAUUAACUUUUCAAACGACAACAAGAGGGCAGAUGCAAAUAUUGGGCUUCCUGUACCUGUGGGGUUUGAUGUCUCUUUGCAGCGAUAUAGCAAGCUCAUACGACUGUAUUCUACUGUCAUAUUUAAAAAUUCAACAUCUAUGCCGUUGCAGUUACGAUUUGACAUUCCUUUUAGCAUGUCAUCAAAGAUUGUAGAUUCAAUAAAACCUGGCGAUGAAUUUCCUCUGCCUUUACAUCUGGCAGAAGCAGGUCACAUGAUGUGGCGUCCUUAUGGUAACAAUUAUACGUGGUGUGAAGUGCAUAAUCUUUCAAUGAUUUCUCUCACCUGAAAACAGGAGUGGAUUUUUGAGAUAUCUUGCUUGCAAUCCAUUUCAUCCAAGCAAUUAUUUGUUUCGUUGCUGCCUAUCUGUUCAAGAUAUAAGCUUGUCUACUUCUGGGAGAUUGAGGAGAUCACCCUGUUUCAGUGGUUCUUUGAAGCAAUCGGUCACAGCUUGUGAUCAGCCACACCAACAUAAAAGGUCAAAGACCAGGUUCAUACAUCGUGUGACACUGACCACGCCCUUAACAGUUAAAAAUUAUCUUCCUCACCCAAUGUCUGUCACUAUAGAAGGUGGUGGAGCCACUCUCACAACAGUAGUCAAAGAGGUGGAAGCCUCAUUUUUUCACGUUGAUUCUUCACAUGAUCUUGGUGUGACGUUCAACAUUGCUGGAUUUGGACCAGCAGCAGUUAAGUUUCCACGCGCAGAGACAUUCAGUGCAACAGCUAAACCUAGUGGAACUGUGUUGUCGCUGACAGAAACAAUGGCUUUAAGUGCUGAUUUGUCUGAUGGUUCUAUAUAUGUUGUGGUUGAGAAGAUGAUGGAUUCGUUAUCUGGUGCUCGGGAACUUUGCAUAUCAGUUCCAUUUUUGUUGUACAAUUGCACAGGAUUUGCGCUGACAGUUUCGAGAUCAAGACCAUGAACUACAAGGAAAUUAUUGCAUUGUUCCUACUUGCUAUGAUUCAACUGAGCAGGGAUUAUUCAUUGAUCAGAAGGAUGGCCUUCAUCUCUUACCAUCUGAGGAUAAGCCACAUCCUAGAGCCUUGAAUUAUGACAGUGAAAGCUAUUUGUCCAAAAAACAUGUUAUUCCUUCCAAGAAAUUUGUCAAUCCACAUUCAGGAAUAAUACUAACGCAGUCGUCAGUUUCACAUGGUACUAUGUAUCAUCAAUCUGUGAACCAGAUGGAUUUGGUUGAACAAGAGGAUUCUCGAAACAACUUGACCAGGAAUUCAGACAUUGACAGUCAAUCCGAAUUUAAAGUCUCCAAUGUUU
Chenopodium quinoa (quinoa) is the source of this 8821-nucleotide messenger RNA. RefSeq lists its product as uncharacterized. Gene Ontology annotation, cellular component: extrinsic component of membrane. NCBI's taxonomy places the organism in Eukaryota, Viridiplantae, Streptophyta, Magnoliopsida, Caryophyllales, Amaranthaceae. The record is from RefSeq and is a predicted model, not a curated record. The transcript is spliced from 33 exons. The coding region runs from base 1493 to 7840 and encodes 2115 amino acids. Gene Ontology annotation, biological process: protein targeting to vacuole; protein retention in Golgi apparatus.